Molecule: messenger RNA, 1728 nt
Organism: Iphiclides podalirius (scarce swallowtail)
Lineage: Eukaryota; Metazoa; Arthropoda; Insecta; Lepidoptera; Papilionidae
Source: the annotation of a GenBank genome assembly
AUGAAGCGGGCGACGUGGGUGGACGUGGAAACGGGGGGCCGUCUCGGCUGCAACGGCGAGAUUUUCUGGAGCGAAUGCGCCGAGUGUGACUGCUCUUAUUGCAACCCCAACUACGUCUGCGUCUGUGGUAGCGAUAAGAUGGAAACUUCGGGUGGGUCGGAGAGUUCAGGCGGUGAGGACGCAGAGGCGCGGCGGUCGCGGCGCGGCCACGUGCUUGCUGAGCUCUUACAAACCGAGAGGAUCUACGUACAGGAACUAGGCUCCAUACUUAGCGGUUAUAAAGAAGAAAUUGAAAAACCGGAGAAUCAACAUGUGAUCCCGUCGGCGUUGGUGGGACAGGCGGACGUGUUAUUUGGGAACCUCCAUGAAUUGUUCACAUUCCACCAGGACGUGUUUCUGAAAGACCUCGAGCGUUCCAUAUCAGCGACAGAGUUGGUAGCACUGUGCUUCGUCGAAAAGAGGGAGACAUUCUUCAGAUUGUAUAGCUAUUACUGCCAGAACAUACCGAGAUCAGAGCGCCUUCGGGAGACAUUAGUGGACACACACCUCUUCCUUCAAGCGUGUCAACAACGUCUCGGACACAAACUGCCUCUGGCUGCUUAUCUACUAAAACCUGUGCAGAGGAUUACAAAAUAUCAAUUAUUGCUUAAGGAUUUACUACGUUAUAGUGAAUGUGGAUCGAUGAGCGCCGGUCUGCAACAAGCUCUGGACUGCAUGCUUGUAGUACUGAAGUGCGUUAACGACUCUAUGCACCAAAUUGCAAUCACAGGCGUUCCUGUGGACCUAAGCCAGCAGGGCGAGUUGCUUUUGCAAAGCUCUUUCAUGGUGGUGUCGGAGAACAAGCGUGACCUGCGUUUACGCUUAAGGCCGCGACGCCGUCACAUCUUCCUCUACGAGAAGGCCAUGCUCUUCUGCAAGUCGGCCACCAAGAAUAGUCACAACAAAGCCACCUACCAUUUCAAACAUGACUUGCAGAUGUCACAAAUCGGCCUUACGGAGUCGGUGAAGGGCGAUCCGCGCAAGUUCGAGGUGUGGCGCCAGGGCCGGGCGGAGGUGCAUACGAUAACCGCGCCCACGGUGGAGGUCAAGCGAACUUGGGUGGAGCGCAUCAAACGCGUUCUACUCGACCAGCUCAAAGAGCUGAAAGGGGAGAAGGUGCGCCAGUACGGCGCGCAGCACAGGACACUGAUCCAGACGAGCUCUUGGGAGGCGGCGCCGCUGGCCGUCGCGCGGGCGCCCGCCCCCGGCGGCGGCAGGACGGCCUCCUGCGACGCCCACGAGGAGCCCUGCUGGUCCACCGACCCCUCGGACGACGACGACGAUGAAGCCGAGCACGCGCCGGUGACGGAGGCCGUCGGUCUCAACGGUACCAUACACAGAAUGGUACAGUUCUUUUCAGUAUCGGGCUCCACGCAAGCCAACUCCACGUUUUACCUUAAAGUAACCAAAGACUUCGAAGUAACGGAUAUUUCAGUUGUUCCGCUGAACAUUAACUAUCGUGCUGUGGGGUGUUCGCUGGUGGCGCUUUCUGAGUACACGGCGGUGGGGGCGAGCGAGGUGUCUCUGCGUGAGGGUCAGCAAGCCGAGCUGCUCAAGGUCGGCUGUGCCGGCUGGUGGUACGUGCGCCUCGCAGGCGGGCAGGGCGAGGGCUGGGCGCCGGCGGCGUACUUGGACCAGCGAAAGACCUCGCGCUCGUCCAGCCGCUCGCACGACCGCCUGCACGACCAC